Scheffersomyces stipitis CBS 6054 is the source of this 1398-nucleotide messenger RNA. It is a transcript of the gene APM4, whose product is annotated as Apm4p. Gene Ontology annotation, molecular function: clathrin-cargo adaptor activity. Gene Ontology annotation, biological process: clathrin-dependent endocytosis; intracellular protein transport. Gene Ontology annotation, cellular component: AP-2 adaptor complex; cytoplasmic vesicle. The coding region runs from base 1 to 1398 and encodes 465 amino acids. The record is from RefSeq and is a predicted model, not a curated record. The transcript is spliced from 2 exons. Lineage: Eukaryota; Fungi; Ascomycota; Pichiomycetes; Serinales; Debaryomycetaceae.
AUGAUUACUGCUCUCUUCAUCUACGACUCCAAGGGCGAUGUGCUCAUGUCGAAGUUGUACAAGGACGGAAUUAAGCGGAAUAUAUCGGAUGUGUUUCGGAUCCAGAUCAUAAGCACUACCAACAAAGGUGCUUCCAGCAGCAGCCGAGAUGUCAGAUCACCUGUUUUGACCCUUGGAUCGACGUCGUUUGUGUAUAUCAAGUCGUCGCUGAUAUGGUUCUGUGCUGUUACUCGUUCAAACCAGGACUGUUCAGCGAUCUUGGAAUUUCUCUACAACUUGGAAUCACUUCUUAAGGUAGUACAGCUUACAAGUGAACUGAUAACCAAUAACUUUUCAUUAGUUUACGAAUUGCUAGAGGAGAUUGUCGAAUUUGGCUACCCCACGAAUUUGGAGCUUAGCUAUUUGAAGAACUACUUGACAACAGUUCCUACCAAUGACAAUAUCUUCAAGAUGUCGUCAUCAGCGUGGAAAUCAUCUAAAAACGCAGGUGCCAGUAAUACAGUCAACGCAUCUAGUAGUAGCCGUGCACAUCCUGACCGUAACAUCACCUGGCGGAGUCCCGGAAUCAAGUAUCGUCGAAAUGAGAUUUUUCUCAACGUGGAAGAAAAGAUCACAGUAGUCAUGAAUGACGACGCGGACGUUCUCCGUUCGCAUGUUGACGGGUGUAUUCGGAUGAAGACGCACUUGUCAGGAAUGCCUGAAUGCCGUUUUGGCCUCGGCGACAAUAGCAUCUUGUUGAAUUCGUUCAAUAAAAACGUAGACACCAGUGGUGGAAACGUAAUUCUAGAAGACAGCAAGUUCCACCAAUGCGUAGAAUUGAACAAGUUUGAUUCCGAUCGACUUAUCCAAUUUGUUCCACCAGAUGGAGAGUUCCAGUUGAUGGCGUACCACUGUCGGCUGAACAUUAACUUGCCGUUUAAGGUAUAUGCCGAUGUGUAUGAAAUAGGCAGACUGAAGUUACUGUACAAAAUUAGAGUCAAGUCGUGUUUUCCAGCAAAAAUUCCAGCAACCAAUGUCCAGAUAAAGGUGCCUACACCAAAGGGCGUUUUGGACUCGUACUCAUCUAACUCGGCUGGUAAGUCCAAGUUUCAUCCCGAGGAUAAUGUGAUUCUCUGGAAAUUCAACAAAUUCUUCGGGGAACAGGAACAUGUCCUAACAGCUGAAGUGGAGCUAGCCGACAAUAGCCACGAUACCAGUCAGCAAAUGGCUCAGACUAACACAACUAACUCCAUACUCAACUGGUCCAGACCCCCUAUAAAGUUGGACUUUGUCAUCGAAAUGUUUUCCAGUUCUGGCUUGGCCGUGAAGUUCUUGAAAGUCCAGGAAAAGUCGAACUACAAGACGGUAAAAUGGGUCAAGUACUCGACACAGUCGGGCUCAUACGAGAUACGGUACUAG